UUGGCCAAUAAAGUAUAUGCGAAAUGUGGAAAAUAUUUAAAAUGCUGAUAUUUCUAAUGGUGCUAUGUGCACAGCACCGCUACGCACUGUCCGAUGGUGUUUGGGAUUAUGCUGUAACAGCGAAAACAAAAAUUGUCUUUUACAACGACCAAUGGCGGGAUGUUACCUCAUCGGCCCAUCAAUUUGAUCAUUUAACGGCCAUUGCUUUCGAUGAAACCGAAGAAAUUGUUUACUUCGCUGAUCGUCUGCACAAUAACGGCAGCAUAUUUUCAUUGAAGUUACCCAACGCCGCUUCAGGUGAUACUCACAACAUUGACACGGUAGUUCAACGAACUGAAAAUGAAACAGUCACCGGCAUUGCCUACGAUCCGUUGGGUCGCAAUGUCUACUGGGUCGAUCAGACAGGAAAAAAGAUCUACUAUGCCUCAGUGGAUAGAGCUGGCAAAGAUCUGCCGAAAGUUCUCAUGGAUUUCACCAAGGAAGACACCGUGCCGGAUGGCAUUGCAAUUGAUUUCUGUCGCCGCAAACUGUACUGGACUAAUUCAAAUUUUGCCAAUGCCACAAUUGAGCGCAUUGAUUUGGAUGGCACCAAUCGUAAAGUGAUUAUCGACAAAGAUUUGUAUUUACCACAUGGCAUAGUUGUGGAUCAAUUGUCGGACCGCAUUUACUGGGUGGUCGAUCAGCAGGGAAUACACUUUACUGUUGAAAGUGCCAAAUUGGAUGGUACCGAUCGUCAAAUUAUUGUCAAGGGUCUCGACAGUACACCUUCGAAUUUGGCCGUGACAAAGGAACUAAUCUUCUGGACAGAUCAGCGACACGAGGCGAUAUGGACUCACACCAAAGAGGCUAGUGAAAAGGUAAAUCGCACCGAAGUAGGCGUGAUUGAAGAGGAGGCAAAACCACACAUAAUCCUGCGUAUGCAGGACAAACCAAGUGGCAUAAUAGCACGUACACGCUUUAUGACCAACCUGCAACAAGAUGAACACUGUGCCAGUGUGGUGAAUAAAAUAAAGCGCCGUAUUCUAGAUGCAGUACCAAUUUCUGUGCCCAACACAACGGGAUCGAAUAAAACAACCACAAAACAACGUGACUAUUGUCUCAACGAUGGUGAAUAUAUACCACAAAGUGGUAUAUGUAUUUGUAAGGUGGGCUAUAUCGGUGCACGUUGUGAGACUAAUGAAUGUCACAACUACUGCAUCCAUGGCACAUGCACCAUGUCUUCGACUGGUCAACAGAAAUGUUCCUGUCAACGUGGUUUCUACGGCAAACGCUGUGAAUCGUCUAUGUGUGCGGGAUAUUGUUUGAAUGAUGGUGUGUGUAAAAUUGAAAGUAAUGGAGAGCCGUCAUGUGAGUGUCCCGACAAUUUUGGCGGUCAACGGUGUGAUCAAAAUUCGACAGAAAUUUGUGCAUUAUUCUGUCGUGUACUGAAAUACGAGCCAGAAACAUAUGUUCCUUUCGGAUGUCAUGAUAUAUGCGAAGAAUUGUCUUCGGAAAAUGAAGAGGCUGCUCAACUAUAUGCGAUACCAACAUACAAACACUUAGAAGUCUGUAAGGAUCAAGUGACAUGGACCAAUACAGUUAUAAUCGCCCUGGUGGCCGGUGUUGUAUCGUGCCUGAGUUUGGUUCUAUUUAUUGUACAUGCUAUACGCCGAUUCUACAAACCGGCCAGGCCAAGAAUAAAGAAAACCUUUGUGGUGCGUAGACAACCCGCUUCAACAGAUACCCCGUUAACCAAUCGACCAAUUGCAACAGAACAAUGUGAAAUAACAAUCGAAAAUUGUUGUAAUAUGAACUAUUGUGAUACGCCUUGUUUCGAUCCAAAAAUGGUACAACAAACAUUAAAUCGUGAUACCAGCAGCAGCAAUACCAAAGAAGAUAAGAAAAUCCUAAUACACAACAUGGAGGAUGAUCUUUAUUGA
Messenger RNA from Musca vetustissima, 1919 nucleotides. RefSeq names its product protein cueball (gene cue). NCBI's taxonomy places the organism in Eukaryota, Metazoa, Arthropoda, Insecta, Diptera, Muscidae. The record is from RefSeq and is a predicted model, not a curated record. The transcript is spliced from 4 exons. The coding region runs from base 24 to 1919 and encodes 631 amino acids.